AUUUGUGGCAACGUUAGGUCGUUUGUUUCCUUCGCGGAGAUAGAUGGCCGCUGUUGCAACAGGGUGCUCACUUUGAACACUCUGUUGUAGCCUAUGGCUUUGACACAGCGGCGAAAAUCUUUGACAUUUUUCACAUUUUUUUGAAAAGAAGCCUGCUCGUACGCCCCUAUAAAAGCCUCGGGAGCCGUUUGCCACCCACUGUCAGACUCCUAGAAAGUCGCAGUGGGAUCCGGGAUGAAGUAAAAACAACACGGCACGAAUUACAGUUUUUUGGACAAGAUGACGGUUGAAAACGUUGCUGUUUUCCUCUCCGUAGUUGGCUCAGCCGGGAGUUGUUGGAGAUUUCACCGCAGCGUUUUCGGACCACCUCGAAGAAAACACAGCCGGGAGACUUGUUGCUUCGGCACGUUUGACGGCGCCUUUUUAAAUCGCCAUCUAAGUUUUGUGUCUCUCCCUAGUCUGCUCCAGGCUUCAGCUUGGAGAGCCCAACCGCCACGAUUGAUCCCAGCAGCUGGAGCGGCAGCGAGAGCCCUGCCGAGGACAUGGAGAGGAUGAGCGACUCGGCUGACAAGCCUGUAGACAAUGAUGCAGAGGGAGUGUGGAGCCCUGACAUUGAACAGAGCUUUCAGGAGGCCCUGGCCAUCUAUCCUCCCUGCGGUCGAAGGAAGAUCAUCCUCUCCGAUGAAGGAAAGAUGUAUGGUCGAAAUGAGCUGAUAGCCAGAUACAUCAAGCUUCGGACGGGGAAGACGAGGACCCGGAAGCAGGUGUCUAGUCACAUACAGGUCUUAGCAAGAAAGAAAGUUCGAGAAAUCCAAGCUGCCAUUAAGGUACGUCUGGCUUUGCCCAGUUGCAGGGGGCUUUUCAUUGCCAUGGUUACAGGCUCUUCCUUUGUUUUCCUCCCCUCCCCUACCCCGCAGGUGUCUAGUCACAUUCAGGUUCUUGCCAGAAGGAAAUCUCGUGAGUUUCAUUCCAAGCUAAAGGUUACAAGUAUGGACCAAGCCGUGAAGGACAAAGCCCUCCAGAGCAUGGCCUCCAUGUCCUCGGCUCAGAUAGUCUCUGCCACGGCUAUUCACAACAAGCUCGGCCUGCCAGGCAUCCCUCGUCCAGCCUUCCCUGGAGCAGGGCUGUGGCAGGGGAUGAUAUCAGCUGGUCAGCCAGGAUCCUCACAAGACAUUAAGCCUUUCACCCAGCAACCAUAUCCCAUCCAGCCUGCAGUCACAACAGCCAUAUCAAGUUAUGAGCCCACAACGGCUCCAGCGCCCACAGCACCAGCGUGGCAGGGCCGCUCCAUCGGUACAUCCAAACUCCGACUGGUGGAGUUCUCCGCUUUCCUAGAGCAACAGAGAGAUCCAGAUUCGUACAACAAGCACCUAUUUGUGCAUAUCGGGCAGACAAACCAUUCUUACAGUGAUGCCCUGCUGGAGUCGGUGGACAUUCGUCAGAUUUAUGACAAAUUUCCUGAAAAGAAAGGAGGACUGAAGGAGCUGUACGGAAAAGGCCCCCAGAAUUCCUUCUUCCUCAUAAAAUUCUGGGCUGACUUGAACUGCAACAUUCAGGAUGAUAAUGAAUCUUUCUAUGGAGUGGCGAGUCAGUACGAAAGUUCAGAGAACAUGACCAUUACAUGCUCAACAAAGGUUUGCUCCUUUGGCAAGCAGGUGGUGGAGAAAGUCGAGACGGAAUAUUCGCGGUUUGAGAAUGGACGCUUUGUCUACCGGAUAAGCCGGUCUCCCAUGUGUGAAUACAUGAUCAACUUCAUCCAUAAGCUAAAACAUUUGCCUGAGAAAUAUAUGAUGAACAGUGUGCUGGAGAACUUCACUAUCUUAUUGGUGGUGACGAAUAGGGACACCCAGGAGACGUUGCUAUGUAUGGCGUGUGUGUUUGAGGUUUCAAACAGUGAGCACGGCGCCCAGCAUCACAUCUACAGACUGGUAAAGGAAUGAAUGGCCCCCAAGUGCUCUCUCUUCUUUUCAUAGACUUAUCAACCUCAAAACAAGUGGCAGUGCCUCUACAAGAAAGUCAUACCUGCAGAUGCUCUUUGGUCAAGGUAUUGGGUGAAUUCAGUUCUGAAUCUGUUUUAAUAUAAGUGUUUGUUAUUUGACUGCAGCUGUGAAUUGCGGUACAGUUGUCUUAUGUUUAAAUAUGGGAAUUCUCAUUUUAAAUGCGUCUCUGUUGGGUAUACAUGUGGCCGUUCUUACAGAGUUUAGAUUUAUUUGGUAAAUGGAAAACUAUAUGUUGUCCUCUUAUUUGUUAUGUAGAAAAAAACGGAUGCUGGUCUUUUCUAUGGGCAGCCUGGUGUGGUCUGUGUAACAUGUUUGAGGGUGUUCUGUAUGUCUGUACUUUAUCAUUUGUGAACAUUCAUACUGUAGAUAUACAGACACGCACCCACAGCCAAUAGAUUUCCCAAAGAAACUAAUAACACUAUAAUUAUAUAUGUGUGUGUGUAUAUAUACGUGUGCACAUAUACAUAUAUAUAUUUAUAUAUACACGUAGAGCUGGAUGCAGGUAGUUGAGAAUAAAGAAAAAGGACUAUUUCUUUAAAAAAAAAAAAAAAAGAAAUAUAUAGGACAACAACUCCGCUUUCAGUCAUAUGUGUAUCCCUGUUGAAGCACUCCGAGUCUUAGCCACCAACAACAGAAUGAACACACUGUGAAAAUAUUACUUUUUUUUUGCCUGCAUCUGAUUCAUAAAUGUAGGAAGUCUUAACUCCUGUUACACAUUUCUGUGCUGCAAACGUCUUUCCUGUGCGACAGCUGAUUCUACACAGGUUAAAGUACGGCUGAAACAACUCUAAUCAGACUUAUCUGGCCCAAAAGCACUUUGUUCCCCUUUCGGUGCUUGUCCCUGUGAUGGUUACUUUUGUUCUGUUAGAUCUGUGGUUUUGGAACUACAAUUUAAAUUAUCCUGACACUACAAGUAACUUGGAGACAGCAUGCCAUGUUCAGUAUGCUGCGGCUUUGUCCCCGGGAGGUCCCCCCCCUUACACCCACCCCCACCCCCUCUGGGAUCAUGGUUUAAUAAUUCCAAGCCAGAGUGUUGCUGCCUUCUUGGUCACACUACGUUCACAUGUUUCUGUGGCCCAUUGAUCCUGAGCCUUAAACAUCUUAAAGCUGUAUGUGAGCUCCAAAAGAUGCCACUAAAACUGUGAUCUCUACCUGUGUUUGAAUUGUGCUUAAAGAAAACACACACACACACAAUACAAUCUGCCAAAGCGUAAGUGUACAGUGCCUUAGAAUAUACUGUAACAUUAUCAUUUGCUUUGUUUUACAAUCAGUUUUGUGGAUGAAACUGGCAGAAAUAACUAACCAAUGUAUUACAUGGUACAUUUUCACAUCUGAGAAAUUAUGUUUCCUAAAAUUGGUACACUCCUAGGAACACCGUUUUUGUUGAUGUUUUUAAGAGGCAGUACACUUAUAUUAAAUUAAGUUUGCAAAUUUAAGCUCAGAAACAUGUUAUUUUUCUCAAACACUGUAAUGUGUUUCAGAAAUAUCAGCCUUUUUCUAAGAGUGUAAUAUAAACACAGACUGACUGCCUUUCCUGUCGCAGAAGACCAAAAAUACAGAGAUACAGUCGAUCUUUUUGUCAUAUCGUGCGCGGUAGCAAGGAAGUGCCUUUGGUUCAAAGUUUCCAGCUUCAAAAAACAUCAAACAGAAAUUAAAAUUUAAAUGUUGCUAGACCAAAAACAGAAGAUACAUACGUGAAACCAAUCACCACAUUGCCUUUUAAAGGACUGUCACAACAGCAGGGGAAAGGUGGUUAGCGGUGAAUAAAGCAGGGAUGCACCGAUACUGUGACCAUGUACCCAUGUUUGUGAAACAGCUCAGAUACGACCGACACAUGGUGCCACUCUACAGCAAUGUAACGUAAACUGUUAAAUUGGACGAGCGGUAAUGUCAGCAGUAUGGUAUCGUUUUAGGAAAGGCAAUGACAAGAGUAAAACAGACUGUAAACUAUUCUCUGCUAAACCGUCAAGAGCAGGAACAAAAUAGUUCCUUUAAGGCAAGUCACUUGUUAAAACCUCUUAAGGAUAAACAGCUUUGAGGACAGGAUGUCAGUUGCUGCAUGAAUGUGGGGAUUAUUUCCUGCAGCAUUCCGCCGCACGAAAUUUGUCCCCUUCAUCUCCACUGAUGUUUCUACAAAUACUGUCAUUGGAUUAACCGUUUAAUAAAGAUUUGACUGAGCAGUUUUAGGGUUUGAACACUAGCUUAGCAAUAGCAGGUGCAUUCGCUGAUUUGCUUCAGAUGAGGCACAUGCUGAAAAGUUGUGCUCACGCCGUGGCAACACCAAAAACACGAUCAAGGCCACAGGUUGAUUCCCUAGCUCGCCAUGUGUCGCUCAUACCCUCCAGCCGGCUGUUAGUGAGUCUUCUGACUCAGAGGUCUUGCAGGUGUUAUAGCAGUCAGAUAUUAAAUAGCUGGAUAUUUUAAAUAUUCCACCUUAGCCUAUUUCUGCCUGGAAGGCAUUCAGGUGCAGCUUAACCAGCAUAUUAAAUGAGAAACAGCUCCAGCAAGCCAUUCUGACACACUGGAACAGUACAUAUUACAUGCUGUUAGCAUGUAGCAUGAUGCUACAGUCUCUUGUCGAGCUGAGACGAGCUCUGAGAAUAUUUUCUGUGACUUCUGACCAAAGAAACAGAUGAAGAACAAGGAUUCAGGGCAAUGACGGCAACAUUUCUUACGGCCAUACAUAAAAAAAAAACAAAAAACAACACUAAGUACUCGUACUUGAUAAAAAAAAAAGUGGUAUCCGUGCAUCCCUAAAAUAAAACACACGUUCAUUUUUAUUAUUAUAAAUUAAUUUCAGAAGCUAUGAAAGAAAAACUAUUUCUCUGCUUGAGGUCAAAGACUUCAUCUGACACCGCACAGCUGCUGACUGCACGCAGGAUGUCAACUCAAACACUGAAGCUGUCCGUUUAGUGCACACUUGCAGGUUCAAGUGUUUUUCAAAAGAGUUUUGGAAUCCAGUAUGGUUCCCUCUUUCCCAGGACCACACACUUCUACGUAGUGAAAACCAGACUUUCACGAUGUUCCCUUUAGUGAUGCAGACACAGCUGGCAUGUCAACGAGGCGUCCACAGACACACAAUCCUUAAUGAAAUACAGGAAAAGUCAAAGUUUAUAUAAUAGUUCAUUAAACAUGACAAACUAAAAUUAGAUUUAGGACAGUGGACGGGGGCACAAGGCCACCACCUCCACUGCAAGGACCGUAAUUACUCAAACAUUUACUGUUUCUUUACAAAAUUGUAAUCAUGUAGAGUAUUUUAAUCAGAGAAGCUCUAAAUAAUUGCAGACAAUGUCUCUGGUGGAAGCAGAUAAAGUUCAAUCAUUCAGUAUUUUGCCACAGUCCAGUGGACACCGUGGAGGUUUAAUAGGCUUUUUCUUAUGUUUACCCUGUGUAUGUAUCCGUUCACAUUUAUUGAUUAUGUAGUGAGAUGUUCCUGUUUUGUUGUUGUACUUGUAUACUUGGUUUUGUGAUGACAUUGUCUGUAUAUUGCAAGCCCAAUAAGAUGGUAAUGAUGUUACUGCUGCACUGCUGGUACAUUUUGACAUUUUAACACUAAAAACAGCAGGACUGAUGCCUUUAAUGGCAUGAAUGUUUGGUGGACCGUUUCACUAGGAAAUGGACACACACACUCACAGAAACAGCCACGUUGAGGAAUCAUGCUACAAACAUAUCAGCAGUUUAGCUCUUGUUAUUUUUAUUUUAUUUUUCUGAAGAGUAGGUACUGGUACCUUUCUGUUUUAUAACCAUUUCCGAUGGUGGCUUUAAAGUGAUUCUUGACAUAGCUCACACAUAACUAUCAUACACAAAUUUGGGUUUGUGUGCAGAUGUUUUUUUGUUUUGUUUUGUUUUUUUGUAAAAAGGUGCUUUGUAUAAAAGUCUAUCUUAGCUUUCCUUGGUACAGAUGUGUGAUAUCUUUUCAUAUCCAUGACACUUAAAGUGUUGGAGCAAAGGAGAGAAAAGAAGCUCGGCUAUGUUUCUGUGUUCUGCAUAUGGUCUUGUCUUUGCUCCGUAACAUUAUGAUGCCUUCUUGACAAUAGUUGAUAUUUUGUAGCUUUCUAGAUACUUUGUAUGUAUGCAAUAUUGCAGUUAAAUAAAUCCGAAAAAUAUCUCCUCA
This is a messenger RNA of Mugil cephalus (flathead mullet), 6114 nucleotides long. It is a transcript of the gene tead1b, whose product is annotated as TEA domain family member 1b. The transcript has 13 exons. Gene Ontology annotation, molecular function: RNA polymerase II cis-regulatory region sequence-specific DNA binding; DNA-binding transcription factor activity, RNA polymerase II-specific. Bases 543 to 1940 code for a protein of 465 amino acids. Gene Ontology annotation, cellular component: transcription regulator complex. The record is from RefSeq and is a predicted model, not a curated record. NCBI's taxonomy places the organism in Eukaryota, Metazoa, Chordata, Actinopteri, Mugiliformes, Mugilidae. Gene Ontology annotation, biological process: regulation of transcription by RNA polymerase II; hippo signaling; embryonic organ development.